Myxocyprinus asiaticus (Chinese sucker) is the source of this 3431-nucleotide messenger RNA. Its product is annotated as TRPM8 channel-associated factor homolog. The transcript is spliced from 8 exons. The record is from RefSeq and is a predicted model, not a curated record. NCBI's taxonomy places the organism in Eukaryota, Metazoa, Chordata, Actinopteri, Cypriniformes, Catostomidae. Bases 287 to 3025 code for a protein of 912 amino acids.
AUCCAAGAACUCACCUUGACACCUUGAGCACUUUUUGUCUGCAAUUGUGGAAUCAAGACCUCGUCCAAAUAUAAAUGCUCGACCAUCAGCCAGCUCCACCCGGGCUCCAUUGACACUUACGAGAGCGCACUGCAUCUACAUUCAAAGGGCUGCAAUCCAGUCUGUGACACUACUCCAUUUAUAAGCUCUGGCGGAACAAUCCCAGUGGAGAUACCCUAAAAAAGUAACUUAUUUAAGGGUGAAAAAGGCUUUUUUAUACUGACUUACUUAACGUAACUAAAGCACCAUGGCACGUGAAGAGGACUACUACACCCUCAUGUCGGGGCUAGAGGAGAUUGAUUUAGAAGGGAAUGCAGUGCCUAGCGAUCUUGUGCUAAUUGGUGACCAUGCCUUUCCACUUGCCAUGAAUCCAAGAGGUCAGGUUCUGAUGGCUGCAUCUCGUUAUGGCCAGGGACGUAUUGUGGUGUUGGGACAUGAGGAAUACCUAACACGCUUCCCUGGCCUGGUUGAAAAUGCUCUUAUGUGGCUUAUGCCAUGUACCGGUGAUAACAGCAUUGUAGGGAUUCAGGGGAAUUUACGUUCAGUAGCUGACAACUUGGUCUACUCCCCUAUCAAGACUGAGCUAGGAGACUUUCGGAAUGGAUUAGCUAUCUAUGUCUCUGAUGCUUACAGUGUUGACACCUAUGCAAAGGAUUUAAUUGCUUUCCUCAAAGCUGGGGGCGGUUUGCUAAUUGCAGGACAAGCCUGGAGUUGGACUGACACCCAUCCAGAAGAGAACACUUUGUUAAACUUUCCUGGAAACAAGGUGUGCAGUGUCGCAGGAAUUUACUUUUCCGAACACCCUGGAGAACUUGGCAAAUUUCCUGUGCCCAGAAAUAUCCCUUCUUGUUGGCUAGCUGUUUCAAUAGGCAAGGAUUUUAAGUGUGACUUAGAAUUCCUGUUACAAGGGGUGCCUGAGUUUGACAUCCAAGGUGGGGCUUUAGCAUCUGAAGUCAUGGUGCAUGGACCAUUAGCAUUUCCUAUUGGAGUCACCCAAGCUGGUAAAGCAUUCAUUGCUGGUGCCUACUAUGGACAAGGGCGAGUAAUUGUGGCAACCCAUGAAGGUUACCUGGGCCGUGAAUCUCUGUCCACUUUCAUGAUUAAUGCUAUAAAGUGGCUUGAUGAGGGUCGUAAGGGUGUUAUCGGGGUUCUCUCCAACCUUAGAGAAGCCCACAAGAUACUGAGCAAAUCUGGUCUAGAUUGUCAGUUGACUGGCUUCAAAGAAGAUCUUAGCGUCUAUGUCUGCACUUCCUACAGUGAUGCCCAGUGUGAACAGAUCCAAGAUUUUGUUGCUGAAGGUGGUGGUCUUCUUAUUGGGGGUCAUGCCUGGUAUUGGGCGCAGACCCACUGUGGUUCCAAUGUGAUGACCGAAUACCCUGGAAAUCGCAUUCUUAACAAGAUGGGGUUGUGUAUCUUGGGCAACACCUUGAGUGGAGGACUAUACAAAGCCCCAGAAGUAGAGCAUAGCUGUAGAGAGGGGUACCACUUUCGCAACAUGCUGCAGCGCUUUGCCGAACAUGUAACCCAGGGGAAGGAACUGACUGCUCAUGAACAGGGCUGCUUGAAGCAGCUUGGCAGUGACUGUGCGAGUUACCUCCGCAUGCAGGCUCAUGACUGUGCUGCCUAUACGUCAAUGGUAGCGCUUCUUUCUGAAAUGGUGAAAGAGGUAGGUGUUCCACAGGUGUGCAGUAACUGUCCUGUUGAAAGUUCCAAGGACCAUCUGAUGCUCCAUGUUGGGAACGAAGUGUACAAAGUGUCACCCGACCCUGAUGCCCUUCUGCCCUACAUCAUCAAGGACAGACCCAACCUGCCCACUGUGUCUAAUGCAAGAGUUCGCAUUAGUGCCGACACUGCAGCUUGUGAAGAAUGGAUAAGCACAGGCUUAUAUCUUUCUCCUGGUAUGAAGACAUACAUUGCACUACCUCCAGAGAUCACUGGGAAAAAUUGGAAGGUGCAGAUUGGUUGCCAGACAGAUAACAUUGGUGGAGCUAAUGUUCUGAAACGGGCUCCUGUGGUUUGUGAGCGAUUCCCCUUGGACACAGAAAUGGUCCAGCUCUGGAAUCUGUGGGGAGGGUUAAUCUACCUAAUAGCACCUCCCAAAUGCAAAGUGGAGGGGGUGGAAAUUGUCGUGCAGACCGCAGUUCAGGCCCCAUACUUCAAGUCUGGAGAGACCAGUGUUGCUGACUGGGUUGGUGGGAUCCGUCAGGCACCAGCCCCCUGGGCGGAGCUUGAGUUUGAGAACAUCAUCAUCACGUUAGAAUCAGCAGUGAUAAGGAAUCUGGACAGCCCCGAUGAGGUGGCAUCACUUUGGGAUUCCAUAAUGAGAGGCAUAGCUGACCUAGCGGCAAAGCCUGCCAAGUUCCCCCGCAAGGAGCGAUUUGUUGCAGAUGUUCAGAUCUCUCACGGCUUUAUGCAUGCUGGAUAUCCCAUCAUGAUGCACUCCACCUCUGCCCCAGUACUAAUGAACCCAGAGGCAGCCCGUAAAAGUGGUCUCUGGGGGGCCAUUCAUGAGUUGGGUCACAACCAGCAGCGUGGAGUUUGGGAGUUCCCUCCACACACCACUGAGUGCACCUGCAACCUGUGGUCAGUGUACAUACAUGAGGAAGUGCUGGGUUUAAACAGGGCGAAUGCUCAUCCAGCCAUGACCCUAGAAAAACGACAGGGUCGUGCUCGGGACUAUGCCAAAGGUGGCAAAGAUUUAAAAAACUGGAGUAUGUGGACAUCACUGGAGACCUAUAUGCAGCUUCAAGAAAAAUUUGGCUGGGAUGCUUUCAAGAAAGUUUUUUCUGCAUACCAUGAAAUGAGCGGAGUGCCAAAUAACAAUGCAGGCAAGAUGAAUCUAUAUGCUGAGACCUUCUCCAAGGUGGUCAACCUGAAUCUGGCCUCCUUCUUCAAAGCCUGGGGUUGGCCCAUCCAGCCCAGCACGGAAGAGAAGAUCUCUUAUCUCCCUGAAUGGAGUGACCAUCCUAUGGGCCAGUAUGCAUAAAGGCAUCUGAGAUAGCUUUAAAAUUGACUGAAGUGUAAGAUUAAGUAUAAAAGUUGAAAUGUACUUGGAGGGUCAUAGAAAAUAAAUGGAUGAAGCAUUUCUCAUUUCGUUUAAUAAACAAAGGUGAGUAAAAUAAAAUGUGAAUUUAAUUUUAAAUAUUCAGAAUGAGACCAAAGACUUAAAAGCUGUAGGGUAACACUUUACAACAGCAUUUAUAUUCUUAAAUAUCUGUCUUAUUGGUAUAGAUGUCUGUAACAACUGCCUUGGCAUUUUUUUAAGGCUAAAUUCAAAGCAAACAUAAAUCUUCUAUCUUUACAGAGGGGAUAUGUCUACAACAUUACAUAUAAUACAUAAACACUUAACAUGUACUACACACUGCAAUUAAAAGGCUGACAUCUUAACCAUA